AUGGCUGCCACUAACCAGUCUCGCCUGCUGAGACUAUCUCCGGAACUGCGCAACAACAUCUAUGACCUCGUGUUCACCGGCAUUGUCGACCUCGACCACAACUACCGCGUCCCGCCUCCCCUACUUUGCUGCAAGCAGGUCAACUCGGAGGCUGCGGGUGCUUACUGGCGCAAAAGCGAGUUCAGGAGCAAGUCCACGUCGAGGAUCGAGACAUUCUUGGCAGCUCUGGACUCCAGCAAGCUCAAAUUUGUCAGCGCGGUUGUCUUUGACUCACAGGGCGGGAACCGCCUCCGAUAUGAGCGAUUAGCCUCGGCAUUCUUCGCGCAGAUGGAUCUGUUCCUGAUGGCGAUAUCCCUAUGUGGGAAGCAGGUCUCCAGGUUGAGCCCUGGCGUGCUUAAGAUCAUCUUCGAGGAUGUCGCCGGUGAGACACACUGUAGCGCCACACCCUGGCAGACAAUGUUGCACAGACUCGAGUCAGCAACCUCGCGUAGGCUCGAGCACUACGACAUACUUCUCCAGAAUGCGAAGGACCAGGCUCGAUUCUUUGAAUUCGCGCACGAAAGCGAUUUCAAGUGUUGGAGCACCUUCUGGAUGACGAAUGUUGAUUAUGUUUGCGACUGCCCUAUGAUAGCGGAGCAUUAG
Fulvia fulva is the source of this 642-nucleotide messenger RNA. RefSeq lists its product as uncharacterized. The coding region runs from base 1 to 642 and encodes 213 amino acids. The transcript is spliced from 2 exons. NCBI's taxonomy places the organism in Eukaryota, Fungi, Ascomycota, Dothideomycetes, Mycosphaerellales, Mycosphaerellaceae. The record is from RefSeq and is a predicted model, not a curated record.